Molecule: messenger RNA, 1116 nt
Organism: Pelecanus crispus (Dalmatian pelican)
Lineage: Eukaryota; Metazoa; Chordata; Aves; Pelecaniformes; Pelecanidae
Source: RefSeq, a predicted model, not a curated record
CUGAGUCAGAAGAACUGCUUAGUGAAGAAUCUGAAGAGGUUUCAGAAGCAGUUAGAAAGAGAAGCAGGAAAGCUUGAGGCAACAAAAUGUGCCUUUAUUCCGAAGACCUUCAAAAUGCCUUCAGAGUACUAUUUGGUUUUGGAAGAAUUUCGCAAGCAUCCUGGCACCGCUUGGAUUCUGAAACCGGUAAGUAUGUCACAAGGUGAAGGAAUGUUCCUGUUCUGAAAACUGAAGGCUAUCGGCAACAACAAGGUUUCUUACCGUGGCUUUUCCCAAAUGGUCAGAUGCUUUAUCUGGGAUCUGACUUCUUACGCUUUGUGUGCAUGUUUAUAUAUAAACUUCUGGUCUUGGGUAGCUCUAACACUAGGCAGCAAUAUCAGCAACUGGGUUAUAUUAUACAUUUCUCCGCACUUCAUAGGUUGAAAGUUUGACUUGAGAGUUUAUGUUCUAGUGCCAUCUUACAUCCCACUGAAGGCCUGGUUAUACAGAGGUGGAUUUGCUUGCUUUUCUGAUACACGAUUUACUCUGAAUAGCAGAGAUGAUCGCUAUCUUUGUCUCACAAAUGUGGCAGUGCAAAAGACCGCACCUGAUGAUGAUCCCGGGAAGGGCUGUAAGUGGGUGAGUCAGCAGCUCGGACAGCACACGACCGCCACGCAUCAGGCAGGGUCGGUGGAAGUUCUCUUUGUGGUUACGGACAACGCUUUCAUCACAGCCUCGAGUGUUCAGAAGGUGAUUAUCAGUGACAAAUGCUGCUUUGAGCUCUACAGCUAUGACAUCCUGAUCUGUCAGGAUCUGAAACUCUGGCUUCUGGAGGUGAAUGCUUCACCUUCCCUCACUGCCAGGAGCCAGAAAGACUGUGAACUCAAGUGUCAUCUACUCAAAGACACACUUCAUACUGUGGACAGGGAAGGCAGGCAGGCAAAGCUGACAGGGAAGGAGAAGUGUGUCGGAGGCUUUGACCUGCUACGGACCGAUGGCCCUGUCAGCAGAGGGGGAGACCUGGGUAGUCCGGCGAAUGAGAACAUCACGGCAAACACACAUUUAGGCUGCCAUGAUGACAGGAAGAAACAACUGAAGCAGCUUUUCAGGAAUUUUCCUGCACAGCAGAAAGCGUAA